Molecule: messenger RNA, 957 nt
Organism: Anopheles marshallii
Lineage: Eukaryota; Metazoa; Arthropoda; Insecta; Diptera; Culicidae
Product: alpha-tocopherol transfer protein-like
Exons: 2
Coding region: 73-957 (294 amino acids)
Cellular component (GO): membrane
Molecular function (GO): phosphatidylinositol bisphosphate binding
Source: RefSeq, a predicted model, not a curated record
AAACAAAUUUCCAUACCCUCUCCAAGAUAUACGGUGUGUCGUUUGUGGAGGGGUCCGAGGAUUGUGUGCAGAAUGCCAGAACCCGAGGGAGUCAUGCACAAGCUGUACAUGGACCGGCAACUUCCGCCCAAAGUUGCCGAAGUCGCUCGAGUGCAGGGUGAAGAUCCGGACAGGACGAGUUUGUUGAUCGAAGAGUUGAGAGACAUGAUUUAUGAAAAAGGAGAAUGCGUCCCGCACCGCGUGGAUGAUGACUAUUUGAUAAAAUUCCUUCGUGCCCGGUUCUGGAACGUGCAACAUUCCUACAAUCUAAUGGUACGCUACUACGCCUUCCGUGAGAGUAAUCCGGAGUUUUACGAGAACGUUAAUCCGAUGUCGCUGCGCUCGCUGGGAGACGACGACAUCAUCUCCAUUUCGCCGUACCGCGAUCAGGAGGGUCGGCGUGUGAUUUGCUUCAAGUUUGGUAAAUGGCGCCCGUCCAAGAUUCCAAUCGUGGAUCUGUUCCGUGCCACCAUGCUGCUGUUGGAAGUCGGCUCACUGGAACCACAGUCGCAGGUACUUGGCGGCAUUGGCAUCAUGGAUCUGGAGGGUCUUACGCUGAAUCACGCCUGGAAUCUUACGCCGGCGGUUGCGCAGAAAAUGUUAGCCCUGCUUGCCACCAGUAUGCCACAGCGCACGAGCCAAAUUCACAUCGUCAAUCAGGGCUGGGUGUUCGAUACGGUGUUUCAGAUGUUUAAACCCUUGCUGACAGAGAAGAUGCGGCAGCGGCUCUUUUUCCACGGUACGGAUCGUGCCUCACUGCAAAAGUAUAUCGAUCCGGAGGCGCUACCGGAACGUUACGGUGGCACCAAGCCGGAAUAUCCGUACACUUAUUGGUUGGAGCACUUGAGCCAGAAUGAGAAGGUUGUCGAAGAGCUGCAACAGCUCGGAUAUGUAUCGGAACCGCUAGCAGAAGAUUGA